Molecule: messenger RNA, 10094 nt
Organism: Falco peregrinus (peregrine falcon)
Lineage: Eukaryota; Metazoa; Chordata; Aves; Falconiformes; Falconidae
Gene: SMIM44
Product: small integral membrane protein 44
Exons: 3
Coding region: 1141-1707 (188 amino acids)
Source: RefSeq, a predicted model, not a curated record
CACACGCACACCCACGGGCACGCUUCCCCCACGCUGCUCCCCACCUUCCCCUCCAGCCCUCCAGAAAAAUCCAGCGGCCGGAUCAAGACACGUCUUCUGGCAUGGAAAGGAUUAACUCCCCGGGGAGCCGCGGCGGAGGCUGAGCCUACGCUCCCACCACGCACUGGCAUUGCCGGCUGCACGGCGUGCUCCCGAGUUGUGGAGCCAACCUCUUGGUGGCUCAUCCCCCUCGCUGCGGGCAGCCGGGGCGGCUGGGAAGAGCGAGCAGGACUGGAGGGUGAAGGGGCAGGAGGGGAAGAGGACGAGGAGGAGUGUGCACGGACGCACGCAUCCGCGCACAGCCCGCAGACGGCAGGCAGCGGCACAGCAUCGGCUGCUGUUUGCGGGGAGGUCCGUCGGGAGCCGAGCGCCGAAUAAAACAAGCCGGAGCAUCAGGCGAGCAGAUCUGUUCGCUUGCAAAAGUCCUUAAGGAAUCGAUUGGGAGAUGCCGGCAAAAGAAGUUCCUGAAAGCCAGGCUGGCGCGGCCGGGAACUGUGUGCCGCCGGCUCUGUCACACGCCGGGAGCAGCUGAACUUUGUGGGUUUUAAAUACACGUUUCUCCUCUGCGGACGCUUCGGGCAUCAUUACGGGGAGGGUCACAGCACGGCACAGCACCGCACCACACACCUGGCACCUGCUGUCACCCAGACAGAGCCUGGGCGACGGCAAAAGGGGGAUUUCUGUCUCUCCAAGGACCAUCACCUGUGAAAACAAGCUGGAGAAGGGCAAUUUAUCUUUGUUUUCCAGAUGACUGAAAAUACCUACAAGAUCUCAUGUCUCUGGUUUUCAUCAGUGAGUAGCAUCAGGGAGAGACGUCUGCGGAACAAAAAUGAUAUCAGUCAAAAUCAUUCCAGCACGUACUUUUUCCCAAGGAACUUCAUGCCCAUAGGGGUUUGCUGCAGGCAUUUCCAGAAGUGAUGACCGACCUACCACAAAUGCAUCCCUACCAGAUCCUGUAAGAAUUUGCAAAUGAGAAACCUACCCCAGCAAGACCUUCUCUGCCUGGCUCGCAGUACAUGGUUUGGUGUAAGCACAACAAUUCUCACCUCUUUCUCUCCCUUUUAAGUCUCUUGGGCUUGAAGACCAUUCCUCAUUGCAAUUAUGAUUAUUUGCAACAUCAGUGCCAUCAAAGAUUGGAGCACUUUCCUCUCCCAGAUCCUCCCCAGCGUUAACAAGACUCUGAACUUGGUACAGCAAGUGGAAGCCACCACCAGCUCGGUGGUAAGUGUCCUCCAGGACCCUGAGCAGGACAGCUACCUGUCCAACAGCCAGUCCAUGAACUCCAGCAACUUCACGGCUGGCCUGGACCACUUGUUCCAGUACUCAUACUCGGACAGUGACCAGCUUUACAAGGAGUACAAACCGCCUCCUCGAGAUGCCAUUCCUCUGCCCAAGGCUGUCCUCUACCUUCUCAUGGCAGCCCUGGUGGUGGUGGCAGUGGCAUACGCCAUCGUCGGGCAUCUCAUCAAGGACCUCAUUCAUGACUUUAUAGACUGGAUCUUCGGCCCCAGCCCAGAUGACAACAGCAACAAGAGCGACAUCAACUGCAUCAGCAACAGCGUCAAUGAGAUGAAUGAGAUGCCUGAGGCACCGCAGCACCAGGACCACCAGCCCCAGGAUGUGGUCAUUUCCAUCAGCGAGACCUGUCACUUGCCACAGCAGACAUGACGAGCUCGGUGGCUGGGCCAGGAGUGAUGGAGCAGUGGGAUGGAGCAGCAGGAUGAAGUGGAGGGAUGGAGCAGGGGGACAGUGCAGCAGCCACCUUGCAGGACCGGGCAGCAAGAGGAUGGGCAGAGCUGGCACCACAGAGCAAAGCCCUUCUCGCCCCAGUUUUGCCAAUCUCUAAGGACCUUGCCAGGGCAGGCAGUAUUGCCCCUUCUCCCAGGCUCACCCAUCCUGCCCUGACCAUCUGUCUGUGGGUUUGUGACCUUCCUUUCUUCCCUGUGAAUAGCAAAAAAAAAAAAAAAGCAAAUGCAAAAUACACCCACCAAACAAAGCUUGCAAGAGAAAUGAGCCAGAGAGGAGCUGGGCAGUCCUUUGGCAUGCAGCUGUCCUGCGGCAUGGGGAUGGGGUGGUGAAAAGGGCGAAGGAGACAAGGACGCUGCAUGAGAAAUGGGGGUGUCUGUGUUUCUGGGGACAGACCCAGGAAUCAGCAGGGACUGGGGCUUCAGCGUGAGCCAGGGGCUGCAGGAAGGCACUGAAAUGUCGGUAGGAGCCAGAUCCAGCUCAGUAUGUUGAUGACCUGUCUGGGCAUAACCCCUUAGUUAUGCAGCCCCAGCUCACAGCCCACUUCAGCAGGUGCAUCCCAUGGCUGUAGGACAGUGGGGGGACAGCUUCACCUCACCCAGAGAGCCUUCCUCUCCCAUGCCCAGGCCCAGGCCGAGGCCGCCCCCACCACCAGCUCUGGUUGAGCCCAGCAUCCCCUGACCAGGAGCAACCCUGCUGGGACAUGGCACAUCCCCGUUCUUCGAGGAAAGUUGCUGGAGGGGAGGGCAGGGACCCACCUGCAGGAAACCCCAACUCUUCAUGGGGGAAAAUAGCUGCUAUAUGGCUGCAUCCCUCACACUCAUCCCAGUGUGGCCAUCUCCCUCACCAUCUCCAAAGCAGCUGCCACCACGAGGGAUGCUGGCUUUGCACUGGGGUCAGCUGCAUGUGCAUGCAUUGAUGGAGGGGGGAGACCUCCCUUGUCCCCCUGAGUACCUAACUCUUCCCUGCCAGGGCACUGCCACCCACAACUGCCCUUCCUUCUCUCUUCUGCCACUUCUCUCUGCUCAAAGGCAUCCUUUCCCAUUGCUAACUCCAGGCAGAUAUCCGCUCCCUCCUUUUUAAGGGGCUCAUGGGAAGCAGCAGCUUCCCAAGGUGGGGGCCGAGCUCCCAAACCAAGUGGGAAAAGGGGCAUCCUGAUGGUUUCAUUGGUAUUUUAAGGCCAGCUCUCGCCCUGCUUGGGAUUUUAAACCAGAAUCCAUCAUUUCUCUGUACGGCAGAGCUGGGGCAAUGGGACCAAGCUAAUUCCUUGGACCCAGUGUCUGUUUCUUAUGAAGAUCUCUUUGACCUCCACAUCUUCCCUGAACUUAAAAAAACAGACUAUACGGAUGGCCCAGAGACCUAAUCCCAGGGAAAGGCAAACGGUCAGGACUUCUGCCUCUGCAUUCAGGGAGACAGUCCCUGCCUUUCCCAGCCUGAGGUACCCAGCAGACCCCUAACAGCAGGGGCCAGAACAUAAUUUUCCCCUUCUGAAAGCAGUAAGGGAAAAUGGAUGUGGUUUCAACCUCCUGCCCUGAUGGCUUUUAAUGAGAGCCAUUACCAGCAGUCCCAGGCUGGAGCUUUGUCAGCUUUGCAGCAAGCAAAGGCUGUAGGAUAGAACUGCAAACCUCCCCCCAGUAAUUAACCAUUUCCAAUCAGCCAACCAUCGCUGCCACCAUCAUUUUCCUCCCAUUUUUUUGGCCCUGGGUUUGUAAUGUGGCUGCUCUGGCAGCUGCCAGCCAGCUCCUACGCUGGGGCUGUUGAGGGGAGCUGGGCAGCAACACUGCAACAGCUUGGGAGGGUGCUGGGGGGUGAUCCCAGGUCUGUCAGCCCCUAGGAGUGGGGCUGCAGCACCAGAGCUGGCUGUGAGCAGGGGAAACUGUGAAGGUCCUCAUUCCUGAGGGACAGGAGGUUGUACAGAGCUGGGGGGCACAGCUGGUUUCCUUGCUCCCCUGCCCUUUCAGCAUCUAGAGACUGGACAUUAGGACACCCAGGUGCUCCCAGCCACUGCUGGGGGGGGAUGCUGAGACCGUGUGUCUGGCACUGGCACUGCUCUCAAAGGGACCAGUCCCUGCCACGGGGACAUGUCACUCACCAGGCACAACUUGUCCCCCCAUGGCUGUAAGCAACAGCCACAGCUCAUCUGCAUCAAAGACUUGUCACACACCAGCUGCUGGAAAUAAGGUGGAGGUUUCCCUGAGGAUGGAGGCAGCCACCACUCUCCAGCCAGGUUCUUACUCCCUUCCUGAGACAUCUUGGGUCCCACACGAUGCGGUUUGAUCCCGAGGAGAUGCUCCUGCAACACGCAGCAGCUUGCACCCAGGGCCAGCGUGGCUGUCAGCCACCCUAGGCCACCGUCCUCCGAGCAGGAGAAGGAAGGAGCCAAGCUCCCUCCUGUGGCCACCUGCACCGGGGUCCACCAGGCUGCUCAGGAGCUGGUGAGACAUUGCCCUUGGCCCACUCUGCUCCUCGGCCUCCUGGAGCCAGGACCCCUCCUUUGAAGCCCCUCCUUUGCAGGGGUCCUGGUGCUGUGUCCAUCCCCCAGACCGGCCGAGCCCCUGGGUAACGUUAUGGCAGUGUUUGUGGCGAGGGGAACCACUGACCGUCUCCCUGAGCCACAGCGUCACGCCUGGUCGAGGCCAGGAGCCAGGCUGGCACUGGAGCUGUGCAGAACCCCGUGGCUGUAGCUUCUUUCUCUGCUGGUCCCACUGGAACUUGCCACAUGCCAGGGGAAAACCUCAGAGGACAGCAGUUUGCCACACCACCUUCCUUUGCAUCCCCCCAUCCCUGCAUCAUUGCCACCACCUGGCACCUGCCUUCCCCUGAAUUUGUCCCCAAACAUGUCCCCAGGCACUGUACUGGUGCUGAGCUCUGAGGAUGCUUGUGAGCCUGUCAGAGAAUCCCAAGAAGCCGUGGAGCCAUUUCACCUCCAGACACUGGCGGCAGAGCAUGGCUUUUGGCUGAAAGCAGCCCCUGUCCCUCCAAAAAAUCAGUGGCUUUCAGUCCAGCCACCCAUCCCUGCAGCUGGAUGCAUUUUAGAGAUCUCCAGCACCCUCAGAGAACCUCUGAAGCAGGGUGGCAGGGCAGGACCAGGUGGACAAGCGAGGUUGCCAGGCUGGGGAAGGCAGAGCUGUUUGGGGGCUGGUGCAGCAGCCUCAUCUGCUCUUCUCACCCACCAGGUCCCCCUCUCCAGGCUGGGCUAUUCCCCCUCUGUCCUUUCCUUGUCCCCCAUGUCCUCCGAACAGGGGACGAGGGUCUGGCCAUCCAACAUCAGGGGUCCAGGGAGAAGGUCUGUGGGAAGAGGUGCUGGGGGCUGCUUCACCCAGGGGAGGUUUUGGGGGUGCCGAGGGGUAAGGGGCUGAUGAGGGUGCUGUGCUGCUCCGACUGCCACAGUCCCUGCACCUCUUCAGUGCAGGAGGUUGCUCUUUAAGGCCCUCUUUCCUCCGCUAAGCGCCUUAGGGAGCAGGGACAAGAGAUGCUGGUGCUUUUUAUAGCAGCCAUAAUCCCUGCUGGUCACACCACCUGUGCCCUCCUGCCCUGAGGCCCAGGGCUGAGUCUCCAAAAUGGGGGCUGCUGCCCAGAAUCUGCCUCAAACACCUCUGAUUCCCAGCAUUGCCUCUCUCCCAGGGCACAGAUCCCGGCUGGGGCUGGUUCUGGACUCAAAACCCCUUUGCAGAAGGCAUUGAAGUGUUGGACCCCCCUCGCAGUCACAGCAAUCUGAUGAGGAGGGACAGACAGACACAUGUACGGAGACGCAUGGAUGAGCAUGAGAGCAGCUGCCGGGCCUCCCUGCUCUGCUCCGAGACUUGUGAAGCUGGAACCAACCCCAUGGCACAGCCAUGAGAAAGCCUGCGGCAGCAGAGGAGCUAGGGGAGGCGGGGGGGUCUUUCCUUUCUAAUCCCCUCUCCUUUAACAAGAGGGAAACUGAGGCAGGGAGGGAGCAGGGAAGGGGCAGAGUGCUCCUGGCCCGGCAGCACAGAGCAGAGCCCUUUGCAGGGCAGCUGAUGAGCUUUAGAGGCUGGCAAAGCCUCACACUUGCCUGUAACCCCCAAGACACGAACUUCAGCAUCUUCUCAGGGUCAUUUUGGCGCUGUGGCUGGCUUCCCUGACCCAGGCUGCACCGGCAAAUCCAUGCAUGGCAUGCGGGCCACCCAGGCUUCAUCCCUGCAGCUGAAGGGGACUGGGGAAAAGAGAUGUGAAAUGGGACAGCGGGAGGUUUGGUGGGUCAGGAGCGGGUGCCUGGGAGAGGCAUAUUUCACCUCCUGUCCCUAUCCUGUCCACCCAGCUGCAGUCCCAGUCAUGCCCCACCAGGACCACAGCUGUCCAGGGAGGACAGCAAGCGCUGCAGCUGCUUCGCUGCCAUUCAGGGACAUCCCUCUCUGGUCCUGCUCCCCAUCCUUCCCCACUGGUGUUGGACUACCCCAGUGUCCCCCUGAGAGGUGGCUGUGCAGCAUGGGGACAUCAGCCCUGGCCAGGCAGCACCCCUGCCUUCCCCUGCCAGCACGGCUGCCCUCCCGGCUGCUGCACAAUUUCUCUUUUAAGCAGCUCAGCUUUUACUUCUCUCCAGCCAACAGUCCCCCCUGACCCCACAACUCCACAUCAUGCCAGGGGGAACCAAACGCAUCUUUUAACCUUUUACUCCUUCUGUUUUACUGCCCAUGACAGAUGCAAUUUUCUCCAGCCCCUGGAUCCAGAGGGUCUCACAGGAGAGGGCAGCAUGGGGAAUCCUGCCUGAAACCAUCCAGAACCUGCCGGCAUCGCUUUCCCCUGCUGCAGCUCUGGCCCCUGUCUCCCACAGCAUCUUUGCAACACAUUUGCUGCAAUUUUCCCUUUAAAGACCCCACGAGGAAAAAAAAAAAACACCUAGGGGGGGGGUCUUCUAGGUCAGGCUAAGCUAAGACGGUAAAAGAAGAUUAAUUUCUCAGAAAAGCCAUUCAGAUUUUUUCCUCCCCAGCAGUGACCAAAGCAGGGCUGGCAGGAGCGCACACAUCUGUGGACAUGCAGCUCUUGGUGUCACCCCUGGGGUGGCACUGAGCGGGAUGUCCCCAGGUCCCAGCCUUGUGUAGGAGGUGGGGAGGUACUCACCAAGUGAUGGGUCACACGAGUGGGAAGAAGGUGGCACAUCAGGGACCCUGAUGGGCCAGGGUGGGUGCCCACCACCUGGGGAGGAGGGAGAGCUGUGCCACCUCCACAGCACCCUGGCUGGUCUGGAAGGGGGACACAGGCAGGGAACCAAGCACGGAGCUUGUCCUCGUCACCCACUCACGCGCAUACGCCCACGAGGCCCUGAGCAGUCACGCUUGUUUUUCUGCUCCCAAGGAGAGCUGGGAAGCUCGAAAACGGGAGGAUUAGUCUCCAAAGCAAAGGCCUGGCCAGCUGCCAGCCAGGGCAGGGAACAGCCCAGGAAUGCUUUUCCCAAAGGCUCAGCUUGCUCCUGGCUCGUGCUCCAGCUCUGUCCCUGUGUUCACCAGCCUCCCAGUCCCACAGCCACUGUCACCAAGAGCAGACUCAGGGGGGAUCUCAGGGGGUCCCACAGAUGGGGAGGAGGCAGGACAUUGCUACCAUGAGACUCCUGCUCAGUGCCUAAGCCACCCUGGGCAAUCGGAGCAUCCCCUGCCUGGUGUGUCUUCUCCAGUGUGUAGUAGAGGUUGAGCACACGCUGCAAGCACACCCUUCCUUAGAAGAUGGGCACUGAGGGACACCUCUGCCUUCUCCUCAGCUGCUAUUUGUACAAAACCUGGAGGAAACUGGUCACCCUGGGGCAGUGGGAAGGAAAAGCUUGAAACUCCAGACACAGGAACCCUCCACUGGGCUGGUUUAACCCCAGUACUGGGGGCUGCUAGGCAGGGCAUGGGGAGUGGGUUGGGUGAGAGGGCCUGGCCAGAGGAGAGCUGGAUGAUGGGGCCAACCUGGGUGUCAAUGUCCCCCAGGACCAGGACUGGAUGCAGUCCUGAAUUGGAGGUGGGUUUGGUGUCAUGGGGCUUUCCCUGGGGAUGGAUGGGAUCACCACUCUGCCCCAACUGGCACCAUCAUUUCAGCCUUGCCCAGGAGACCAUCCCCACUGCCAAAAGAGGGCAGGCAGACCCCAUUUGUUGGCCUCUCCUGCCCCACACUGUCUGCAAUGGGUCAGGCUGUGCAAGUCCCAGGCUCUGCUUGCAGCACUGCUCCCCAGUAAGGGUUACAGCAAACCGUGGGGUGCAUGGGCUCACCUUUCCCCAGGGGCUGGGGUGAGGUGGCCUGGGGGACAACCUCCCACUGCCACUGCUGUCUGGGUCACUUCAUUGCACUGCUCUGGCUGGAAAAUUUCUCUCGAGGGGAUUGAUUUUCAGGCAGGUCACCCUUCAAAGCAGCCUGUGCUCAGCUCGGGGGAACCAGUGGGCGGGAUGCCGUCAGCCCUGGGUUACACUGGCUUUAUCUGGACCUUUUCUUACCUUUUCCAUCUCAGCAGCGGGUGCCAGAGGCAGGGCUGUGGUGGAGAGGUCUGAGACAAGCCUUGAGACAAGCCUGUGCACAGCCCAAAGGGCACAUUUUAGAGCAGCCCCAAGCAGCAUUAAUGGACAGUUUUCUUCCCAGCAUCUGAUCCCUGCGCAGUGCACAGGGAAGGGUACAAAGGACAACAGGGAGCAUCCCCACCCCAGCCCCGAGGAGGGUGGGGGUGCCAGGAUCCAGCCUCACAGGCUGUGCUUGCACCCACACAUCCCCUGCAUCCGCUUCCCUGGUCACCCCACAGCCAUGCACCCCACGCCAGCAAGCCCAUGGCACUGUGUGUGGCAACAGGGCCACCAGACCAAAGGCCACGGUCGUUGGCAGAGGGGCUGGAUGCCACAUCCCCUCCGACCAUGGGGACCAGGUUCUCCCCACCCCAGGAAAAAGUUAUUUUCAUGCUGCCUCCCCGCAAGAACUAACAUAAAUUGCUUAAAUGGCUGCAACGCUCCAGGAACAGGCUCUUUCAGAGCCAAGCUGCAUUCAGGGAGGGGAAAGCCCAAGGGACUUUUUAAUAACUAGCAAGGGGAGCUAUUGAAGUGUUUUACUGCCUCGUUAAGGCAGUCUAAUCUCUGUGUAUAUCUUAAAAAAAAAAAAAAAAUGCUUGCUGGUGUUUUUAUUGUAACAGAGGUGGGUGUUUUCUGGCACCAGCUGGGAUCCUGCUUGCUUUAUCUGCUUGUUUUCUUACCUGAUACCAGCGCGGAGCAGCCCAAGAACAGCCCAAGGGCAUCAGCAGGUAGGGCCUGGAAGCUCCUCCCUGGGCAGCGGCCAGGAGAGGCUGCUGGUCUGUGCUGUGGGCUGCUUCCCAUCCAUGCGUGCUCUGCACCCCGCUGCUGCACCCACCUUUCAGCAAGACGGAGGUCCCUGGGUUUUCCCCAGGGUGGGCUGGGCUCUGCAUAAGCCUGGGCAAAGCCCUGCGGUGGGUGACUCCUCGUCCAGGCAGCCCAGAGACAGGACAGGGGAUGGCAGGAAAACCUCAUCCACGCCCUGCAGAUGGGAUUUGGGGGAUACACAGAUUUCGGGGCUAUGGGGAACUUAGGCUCCUGUAAGCUAAGCCAAAGAGUCCAUGCCCAGGGGAGCCCCAGCAAGGACUCAUCUGCAGCGAUACAGAGCUGUCUGACCACUGGGGUCUAAGUUUGGACGGGGAAUGGGCUGGGCAUUUUGUUUCUAAGUUUUCCUUCAUAUUAUUUUAUUUUUUUACCUCAGCCCAGCAGAAAAUGGGGAAAUCCUGCGGAGUCCUGCUGGCGGCAGCAUCCACCUCUCCAUCUGCAAAAGCUCACAGUUUCAAAGCCAGGAGCUAGAGGGGACGCUGAGGCUGGGAUGGUAGGGCUGGAUAAUCCACUUUCGUUUGCUUUGGAAAGACUGAUGUUUGCAUGAGCACCGGCUCCAGUGGUUUUAAGGGACCCACCCAGGAGCAAAUCCCAACAGCCUGAAACGAGAGCUGUGGCUGCUGGGCUGGAAUUAAGUCUGUCCUACACCCAGACCCCCCCUGCACAUCCCGGUGGAGGAGGCCACAGGAGCCAAGGCUGCAGCUGCAGAACAAGGGAAGCAAACAGAGACAGGGCUAACAGGGCUGGCAAACACCUGGAAAGAUCUUCCUUGGAAAUCUGGGACAGGAAGGAUAAAGUUGCUGUAGCUGGAGACAUAGUUCAGCCGAGCUCAAUAUGCCCCAUUGCCCAGAGAGCCAGUCACAUCAGACUCCUCGCUCCUGGCAGACACACUCUGGUACCCAGCUGCUUCGGGAAGCGUGACUUUAUGUGUCACCACCCUGAUGUGAGAAGGGACAGAUCCCUGGACAUGUGGUCUGUGCCUGUUUUGGGACCGGGGCU